This is a messenger RNA of Acanthopagrus latus (yellowfin seabream), 883 nucleotides long. RefSeq names its product zinc finger CCHC-type and RNA binding motif 1 (gene zcrb1). Gene Ontology annotation, molecular function: RNA binding; zinc ion binding. The transcript is spliced from 7 exons. The record is from RefSeq and is a predicted model, not a curated record. The coding region runs from base 59 to 730 and encodes 223 amino acids. Gene Ontology annotation, cellular component: U12-type spliceosomal complex. NCBI's taxonomy places the organism in Eukaryota, Metazoa, Chordata, Actinopteri, Spariformes, Sparidae. Gene Ontology annotation, biological process: mRNA splicing, via spliceosome.
UUAUGCUCAUAUGGCUGUCUUAGUUUUGGGUUUAUAGUUUUUGUCGGAUGCGUUCAGUAUGAGCGGAGGUUUGGCGCCAAGCAAAAGCACCGUUUAUGUGUCCAACCUGCCAUUCUCUCUUACCAACAAUGACCUACACAAGCUAUUCACAAAAUAUGGAAAAGUUGUAAAGGUUACAAUCGUGAAAGAUAAAGACACUCGCCAGAGUAAAGGAGUGGCGUUUGUUCUCUUCCUCGACAGAGAAUCGGCUCAUAACUGUGUCAGGGCCGUGAACAACAAGCAGUUGUUCGGCAGGACACUGAAGGCGAGCAUUGCUGUCGACAACGGGCGAGCGACUGAGUUCAUAAGGAGACGGGAUUAUGUAGACAAAACUAAAUGUUACGAAUGUGGGGACACAGGUCAUCUGAGCUACGCAUGCCCCAAAAACAUGCUGGGUGAGAGGGAACCUCCGAAGAAGAAGGAAAAGAAAAAAAAGAAAAAGGCUCAACAACCUGAGCAUGUUGAAGAGAAAGAAGAAAGUGAAGAGGAGGGAGAGGACCCAGCCCUAGAUAGUCUGAGCCAAGCUAUUGCUUUCCAGGCGGCCCGUAUAGAGGAAGAGGAGGAGACACGGAGGAAGCAGAGGCUUUUGUCUCAAGAAGAGGGUGCUCAUUCUUCGACAUCCUCAGACUCCAAGAAACCAAGGAUCAAAAAGAGUGCAUACUUCAGUGACGAGGAGGAGCUCAGUGACUAAAUACACAGUUCAGACAUUUGUGGAAAUACUGCUUUAUUUUUGUAAGUUGGGAGAUUUUCUCCUUGUACGUAGAACUUUAAGUUGAAAAACCACCUGGUUGAUUUUUUUGACUGUAUUUAUACACGUUUUUCUGUUAAUAAAGCCUUUGUAACA